AUGACAGUAGCUGAAACGGAUGAAGAAAAAGAUCUGCUAACGGCUGAUUUCCAACAGGUUCUUCGAUUGGAGAAAAUGUAUAAUAUAACACAUUUAUUGCUUGUUUUUUGGAUACCCACCGCAAUUAUUACAUUUUCAUAUAUGUUUGUCAUUUGUAAAUUUAAUUCAAUGCAACGACAAAAUGCUAAUCGGCCUUCAUGCAUUAAUUAUGUUAUUUCACGUAUAUCACGUAACAAGCAAUACGGCAGCUUAAGAGUUGAUUCGUAA
Messenger RNA from Loa loa (African eye worm), 267 nucleotides. RefSeq lists its product as hypothetical. The record is from RefSeq and is a predicted model, not a curated record. Bases 1 to 267 code for a protein of 88 amino acids. Lineage: Eukaryota; Metazoa; Nematoda; Chromadorea; Rhabditida; Onchocercidae. The transcript is spliced from 3 exons.